UGUACACCAGCAAGAUGGGUUUUUCAAUUGUACUGAGAAAUGCGCUCCAGGUUAUAGUGGACGACUCUGUGAUUCCUGCAAUCGACGAGUUUUUCCACUAUAUUCCAGAAGGAAAGUGGGAAGAUCUGGCAUCUGGAUGUCCAGAUCAAAGCAUCAGAAAAAGGAUAGCAGAUCUGUUGUACUAUAUAACACAGGUCUGUUCAGAUGUGGUUUUGGACAUUAUCAAGAACUGCCAAUACCACUACAAAGACUUGAAAGCAAUAAUGGGCAACAUCAUAUCUCAGGCUUUUGCUCGAGCCAUGGACAUGGAAGAGCCCUUCCAGACAGAGAGUACGGACAUGUUUAACAUGGUUUUCUUAAAACAUGUAAUAUCAGCGGCCACAUGUCCUUUGGACAAAGAAGAUCCCACACAGUGGCUCCAGGUGGGUGUAAGAUUCAAUAUUUUGAUUCAACACGUCACCAUUAUGAUCCGGGAACUUCUAGCAAUGAGGAGAAAAAUCGAAAAGCUGAGAAAGUCAAAUCUUUCCUCAGAUAAAUUCUCAGACAUUCCAGAGGAUGGAGUGUCUGAGAAAGACAGGAAAGACACAGUUCGGCUUUUCGUGAACUUGUUGUUGUCUAGAAGCAUCAAGAAGGCAAAGACAUGUUGCUUUCCUGAUCACCUAAAAAUCACAGAAGAACGAGUUGUGGAGAAAAUCUGGGCAAGAGUUGAGAGACAGAAAUUUCAGAUUAAGGAGAAAUGCAUUCCUCAUCUCUGCCAGAAAGUUUUCAAGAAUAUCACCGAAACUUUAGGCUGCUCCUCUGGAAGGACGCUGGCCCUUAUUGAACAUAAUUUAGUUGACAAUGUAGUUGUGUCAUGUUUUGAAAAUGAAUUGAAGAAGCACCAGAAAAAGAAAAACAAUUCUUUCAGAAGAUUCUUUUCUCGUGCUAUUAAAACAUUGACACACACGUUUCACUAAAUAAGAGAGCUGGAGAACACCAAGAGGAGCUUGUUCCUAUAAAAAUAGCAAUGACAGUAGAAAUAAUUACACAUUUCAAGGCUGUAGUUGUAAGAAGUCAGAGGUAAAAUUUGCUACAUCUUUGACAUAAAUGUAUUUCAAGGAAAGACUCGCACAGAGUGAAAGUAGCUAUUAGAAAGUUUAUGGAAGAGGAGCAUGACGAGGUGAUUGGCUGGACAGGUGAUAUGAAGAGUCUUCCAGUUUGAAUUUAUGCCCAGGCUUCAUUUCGACCUGCAGAGACUCAUGCAGAGAGAAAGUCGCUUUUAGAAAGUUUAUUUGACAGAUAAUCUUUGGCGCUCAGACCGCAGCAGAAGACGUGGCUCAUCCUCUCUGGUAGGUCAGAGAGGAUGAGCCGCCAUGGAGAAGGAUUAGAGACAUCUUUCCCCAAAAAAUCCAAUGAAAGAGGGAACCAGGACUGAGCUAAGGUCGGAUGAGAUAAAGAAUGCUUGAGAAGAUGACCAGAGGAAAAGACAAGCGUACCUGCAGAGAAAAAUAGGUAUAGACUGCUUGAGAAUCGAAAGGGAAGAAAGGGGCUGGAUGAGCCUCCAAAGUUUUUUAAAGGAAGUGCACCAGCUCCAAAACACAUCAUGAUGCUGCCACCUCCGUACUUCAUAGUUAACAAGCUAUUUUCAGCCGAUGUUGGUAUGGACUCAUAACUCUGUCUGACUGGCUUCAUCCAGCAACUUCACAAAGUGUUUUGGUUUUGUUCUGGAGUCGAUUUGGACAAUUUACUCCAAAACAUGUUCCUCAUUUGGGGGCACAAGCAAGACAAGGUAAUCGUAUUUACGAACUUUGGCUAAGUUUUCUUAAAUCUUUAACUGAGUGCAGUGCUGUCCCUCUGGAAAUGAUCUUCCAACCUGCACAGGAAUGGAAAAUCACUGCAUCAGAUGCAAAAGAUAGAAAAAAACAUGAUAGUCACGAACCCGCUCCCCUCCUACAUCCUUCCCCUGUUUGUUUGCAUCCUAUAUUCCUGAAAUAGUCUGCAGAGGAAGGUGUUGACAUUCGUUCAAAUCUAAUUGUUGGCACACACCUUACUGUAAACACAGCAAGGGACAACGGGGGACAGUCAAUGACCCAUGUCCCCUAGUGUGUGUGUGUGUGUGUGUGUGUGUGUGUGUAAUAGGUCCCCUCAUGUGGACACACCUAGCGCCGGUAAAAAGUGUCUCCCAGAGGAAGGCCAGUGUGUGGCGCCCUCCAGUCGUGACCAGGAUGAUUAAGAGUUCCUUCCUUUCCUGCUUGGAGGCGGACACUGUCCCGAGGAACAGACAGGCUGCCGACACCUUGUCACAACUAGGAAGUGACUCUUCCACAAUCCGAGGACCAGGAGCCGGGCCCACAUUCAGCCCAGGCAAACCUUUGGUUUACUGAGUCAACAGGCUGGGCUGCAGUCCUCUCAUCUAACACACUGUCUGCAUCACAGUCCCAAGCGGUUUGCUUGGUAAGUUUGAAAGUAAAAAGUGAAAAUCGAGGAAGCUCCUAAAUGUUUAUUCUUAGUUCCCACAAGUCUGAAGCAGAAGUGACCCACGCCAUUUUAAUGGGUAAAUGUGUGCAAUGCAUGGCGAACCUGUGGCUUUGAGACCAACCAAAAGAAAAUAUCUAGACAUUCUAGACCAGGCAUAUGUGCUUAGGGCCCCCAUGCCACCAGGGGGCCCCUAAGAGCG
Molecule: messenger RNA, 2656 nt
Organism: Gambusia affinis (western mosquitofish)
Lineage: Eukaryota; Metazoa; Chordata; Actinopteri; Cyprinodontiformes; Poeciliidae
Exons: 4
Coding region: 15-956 (313 amino acids)
Source: RefSeq, a predicted model, not a curated record